AUGAAUGUCUCGACCCUCCUCGCGGAACCACCUGGGAAUGAUCAACCUGAUGAGUCUUUGGUCCUCAGUUUGCUGGACAAAGAAAAUGUACCUGACAGAAGCCAAAGCCGUCGUUGGGUCAGCUUGCGUCCCCCAUCCAGGGCUGGGAGAUUCCUCCCUAGGUUUGUGGCACUAGGCGCAGCAGCAACAGCAAUGUAUCUGAUUAUCACAUGUGCCACCCAUCUCACAAAACCAGUACGGCACUGGAAACUUGGACGGGGUUUGGCUUCAGGGGAAGAGUUAGGGGAUACUGGGGAAGAUGGAAGCAGUGGCAGCAUAUCGGAUUUAUGUGGACCCGGACAAACUGCACAAAAUGGAGCAGCGCCGCUCUACUCACACACGGACGCGGCACUACAGCGUGUACUUGAUGAAAUAAGCUUAAGUAAAUCGACGACUAAUGCUCUCCCCGAUCAGCCCGAGCACAUUGACGCAAAACUGACGCGUGGCCGGUCAGGCGUGCGGGGACAAGCAUCUGCCCGGAAGAGGAGGCGAGAGACAAACGUCGGCCUGGAGGCCGAGGCACUCAGUAGCAAAAAAGCGGUUCUCAGCGACCCACAAGAUAAAACACCUGGACCAGCUGACCUGCCAACUCAGCUGUUCUCAGAUGAAGUCCAACUAAGUUUCUGGUUGUCUAGAACUGCCAAAGAGUCGCCAGAGAAGCCUCCUUCAGAAGGCAUUCGUACCCAACCCCCAUCUGGCAAGGGUGCACGUUCAGUAUUUAAAACGGCAUUUCUCAGCGAACCACGAGAUAAAACACCUGGACGGGUUGGCCCAUCAACUCAACUGUUUUCAGAUGCAAGCCAACUGAGUUUCUGGUUGUCCAGAACUGCCAAAGGGCCGCCAGGGAAGCCUUCUUCAGAAGGCUUUCGUACUCACCCCCAAGCUAGCAAGGGAGUGGGCGCCUUGGGACCAGGAAAUACAGAUAAGGUCACCGUAUUUAUUUCUCCGAGUGAUAUUUUUUUAGAAAGCUUGUUGGACGACGGCGACAUUAUAUUGAGAGAUUGGUUCCCUGAACCUCUAACAGGUACCGUGCCGAUUAGCCACUUUGACGAAGAUCUGGAUUUAGAAGGAUGCGAGGACGUGAAGUGUUAUUACGAGGAUCCCAAGAAACCAGCCACAUCGUCUGCAGAUGCAGGAGUGGGGCAUAAUCAACAAGGCAGCAUCUCUACUAAAGUGCGCACCGGACCUUCGAGUGUCUGGGGGCAGGCAGUCCAGUCACAAACGGGGCCUUCUGCUGAGGGUGGAGGGGCUGCUGUCGUAGAUUCUUCAGGAUCCGGCGAUGAUAUGAACGCGCAUCCUUUCUUCCGCUUACCUGCUGUGCCACCCAAUCUUAGUGCAAAACAGAUCGACUUAGCCAGUCUUGCUUCCUCUUCUACAGUAAAGGGAAAACCAGUAUUUUCUCUUCAUGUGAUCAGAAGUGUUUGUUUAGGACCUUCUCUUGACAAAGAUUCUUUCGAUCUUCUGGUGGACGCAGCAGAACGCCUGUGUAAAUACGCUUUGGAACACAUGGACACGGACGUCGCGGGUCUGGUUCCAUAUCGUGUCGUGGAAAUCAUGGGGACCAUAUUCUUCGUCGUGGACGCACUCUAUUGCGCAGACCAACUGCUUGGUGCAAAUGCCAACAGUAACCAAUGGUGGCCGUCAGUAAUGGAUCGCGUCAAAAUUGCUCUGAGCUCUUUCGAAAAAGACAAGAAGAACCGUCAUUUGAGUUCCAGGUAUAUGAAGCUUUGUGUAGCUCUGGUGGAAGCUCUUGGUACCUACACAAGAGGUUCCCGGCCUAGUGCAAAAGAUGUGGUCUAUCUAAAACGGUCUCUGGUCUGUGAGUCUGGCAAGACGAAAUUCGGAGGUAACGCGUGGGAUCCUUGGCGAAGAGACGAAAGGCUGUGGACUGGGUCUAAAUCCUGCUGA
Eimeria maxima is the source of this 1947-nucleotide messenger RNA. RefSeq lists its product as hypothetical. The coding region runs from base 1 to 1947 and encodes 648 amino acids. The transcript is spliced from 2 exons. Lineage: Eukaryota; Apicomplexa; Conoidasida; Eucoccidiorida; Eimeriidae. The record is from RefSeq and is a predicted model, not a curated record.